This is a messenger RNA of Chelonia mydas (Green sea turtle), 3320 nucleotides long. RefSeq names its product palmitoyl-protein thioesterase ABHD10, mitochondrial. Gene Ontology annotation, cellular component: mitochondrion. The transcript is spliced from 5 exons. The record is from RefSeq and is a predicted model, not a curated record. Gene Ontology annotation, biological process: protein depalmitoylation. NCBI's taxonomy places the organism in Eukaryota, Metazoa, Chordata, Testudines, Cheloniidae. The coding region runs from base 297 to 1190 and encodes 297 amino acids. Gene Ontology annotation, molecular function: hydrolase activity, hydrolyzing O-glycosyl compounds; palmitoyl-(protein) hydrolase activity.
GCAGGCAUGUAAGUGGGAACAGGUGUGGUGGCUAGUGGCUAAAGGGGUUGGUGGAUGAAUGGCUGGAGGGAGAAGUGCACAGACUGUGAGUGGAUCAGGGGCUGGGUGUUGGGAGUGGAGAAAUCUGGAGAGUUGAAGCAUGGAAUGAGUGUAGACAGGGGCAAUAAACAAACCAUCUCUUGUAGUUCUCCAGGCGUUCUGUGCAGCGGGGCUGUUAUUAGCAGCCCAGUUUCAUAGCUAGGGCCCAGCGAGGGGAAGUGAUUCCUAAGCUCAGCUCCAAGCUCCCCAGCCGCACCAUGGCAUCACCUUUAUUCUUGUCGCGGGGAGCCCUGCCCCGCUUGGCUUACACCAGGCUGGCCGGUCGCAGCCCCGGCAUCGUCUUCCUCUUGGGGUUCAAGGACACCAGAGCUAACCCCAAGUGCCUGGCCCUAGAGCAGUUCUGCCAGGAGUCGGGACGGGCUUUCCUGAGCUUCGACUACACGGGCUGCGGCAGCUCGGACGGGUGUUUUGAGGACUGUUUGAUCGGCCACUGGAAAAACGACGUCCUAACAGUGCUGGAUGAACUCACCAGCGGGCCACAGAUCCUUGUUGGGGCCAGCAUGGGAGGCUGGCUCAUGCUCUUAGCAGCCCUGGAGCGGCCAGGGAGGGUGGCUGGGCUGGUGGCCACAGGAAUCGGGGCUGAUGCCUUCAUAACCCUGUACAGAGAGCUCCCUCCGGAGGUGAAGAGCGAAAUGGAGCAGACAGGAGUCUUUAACUACGAGAUGGCUGGGUCUGGGUCUGUGCUAAUUAAGCGGGAGUUCUUUGCGGAGAUGGAGGAGCACAGUCUGCUGGGGCGCCCAUCCAUCCCCAUCACCUGCCCUGUCCGGCUCCUCCAUGGCAUGCAGGACCAGUUGAUACCAUGGGGCAGGGCCGUGCAGGUGGCUGAGCAGCUGGAGAGCCAGGAUGUCCGCAUCACGCUGUUCAAGGCCGGGCAGCACGGACUGAAGGGAGCGGAGGAGCUGAGGGUGCUCGUGGGGACGGUCAGGGACCUUGCUGAGAGCUUGCAGAGAGAGCCAGGGCUCGGAGAGAGAGUGGAAGCAGCUGUGGGAACAGAGCCCGCUGAUGGGGCAGCGGUGACCAGACAAGGAGCCCCUUCUGGGCCCAGAUGCGAGGCCAGGGAGCAGGGCCAUGCUGAACCUAGCCCUGUCUAAUCAGUUAAUGAAGAGAGUGUGUAGUGCUGGGCCCCCACUGCCCAUGGCACCCCAAAGGCCCAAGCCAACCCCCUUAGCACCAGGAGGUGCUCAGAUCCUUGGCUUGCUAAUGAGCUCCCUGCAGGGGGUGAGGUGACUGCGCCCAGCUUGUAGGGCUGUGAGAGUCUGCUACUGUCCAGUGAAUCUGGAAAGCGGCUCCUGGAAGGAUCCGUGGCCACAGGGAUCAAACGUGGGUCUCUGGGCCUCAAACAGAAAAAUGGCUCAACACCCUACCCUCCCCCAUCACAAACACCUGAGAAAACCCCAAAAGGGCUCAGGUUUUUGAGAAAAACUUUAAACUUUCCUGAAGAAAUGGUCAGUGGUGCUGCGCUGUUCGGGCCCGAAGCAUCCCCGGCUCGGUUUGUCAGCUGGCAGCUGUGGUGGCCCUAGGGCACUCCCUGGGGCAGAGCCGCACUGGGGUCACAGCAGGGUUUGCACAGCUGUCACUGGUCCCAUUCAGGAAAUAAAUCAGUUCCCCCAAUUGUUUCUCUGCUCUUGCCCUCCUGGCCUGGCGCGAACAGGUUCAGGGAAGGGGGUUGGACAUUCAGCUGUCCCCCCUGGAGUUCCCAGCGCUGUUCCACGGCCCACUGCCUGUGGGGGGGGGCUGCCAUGCAGGGUGUUGCCUGAAGCACUCUCGCUGAGGGGGCCAGGCGAGGAGAGGCCUGGCAGGUGCCCAUGCUUUGGGCUCCAUCAAGGCUAGAUGAAAGGGAACAAAACAGGCCCCCUGGGUCAGGGUUGGCUUUGCUCUGAGCCUGCCGGGCCAGGCUGGCUUUGUGCCCAUGGGUUGGGCGUUUCCCUAUGCAGUGGCUGCUGCUAUGGCAGGUGGGGGUGAUAUUUUUACUGGUACAACAUCUCCCAUGGUGCUGUAGCCCCCACAGAAACUGCUAUGCCAGUCGGCGGCAGCCCUCCCCUGCGAGAACUGGGGCUGGAACUAGACUGCUGCGGUUAAAAUCUCCAACUUUGGUGUAGCCAGGCCCAUGGGCGUGGACUGCAGCCAGUCGCUGCUUGAUGUCCUGGGGCGGGGACAGACGGUGGGGUUAGCGCAUGCACAGGCUGCUGCAGCCAGGGGAACGCUUGGCUUUGUCUCCUGGGGAGAGCUGAUACAGGGGCUUCCCUUCCCCUGAACUAUGGUGCCCCCCCACCCAAGGGCCUGUUCCUUUCAGGGGGGCAGGGAGAAAGGGCUCCCCCAAACCCUAGCAAGGGGCAGAACUCUCCCUACUUCCCCUUCACUCCCAUACCCUGCAGCCACUCCUAGCAGAAGGCGCACUGUCACGCGGCUGGGCUGGACCUGGGUCGCUCUAGGCCUUGCUGUCUCGUGCCCCUGUCAGGGGGAGGUUUCAGCACAGGGGGUAACUGUGUGCUGAUUGCUCCAUGGAAGUUGGGUCCAUUGCAGAUUGAAGGGGAAGGGGUCAGCAGCAGAUCUGACAGUGCUAGACCUGCAGCUGAGUCCCUAAUGGGGGUACCUGGGGCCCUGCCUUCCUGGAGUGAGGAGGCAGGAGACUCGUGGAUAAAGUGCAGAUCAACUUUUUUAUUGUUUAAUUCUCUUCAUUUGACGGCCAAACCGUUCUUAGAAAACACGGUGCAACUUGGUUUAGUAACAGUGUAUCUGGAAAGUCAAAAUAUCCUUGAAAAUAUUGUCAAUGCAUUCAAGAAACCAGAAAACUAUGGACAUUCCAGCGACAUGACCCUUCUUCUGGAGCAGGAAGAGGGUGUCUUUCCCUGCAAUGACUGAUAAAGCACCAUUCUUGGCCUUUCGUUGUGUAACCAAGGCAUCCCUGGGCCUUGCACCACAGAACCAUCACUGAUAUGUUAUGUGGCCAGAACAAAGAGAACAGAGUCCUGGAGUGGAGUCCAAAUUUGAGCCUAAACCUAAACAAUUCUAAGAUUAGAAUACAAGCUCAAACUUGCAAUGUAAACAGCCAGUAGGCUACCAGAGAAAGUUGCUUAAUGACAACCUCAACACAGAUGUGUGUUUUGACACCCCACCUUCAGUACACGUUAGCCAGAGGGAGCCCAAGACCACACAAGUCCUUAGCAGUGGGAGGAACCAGACACAGUUAGACUGGACACACAUUCCUCCCCCCGCCCCCC